AUGCUCCGCCGCAUAUCGAUAAGAAAAUUCCCAAACUUUUUAGCCGCAUCACUUCAAGGUCUGAUCCUGAUAUCAGCGUCUACUACCGGUAGUAUACGAACAAAGGGCAAAGUACAGGCUCAGCGUCUCUCAGCUGUUACAAAUCUUCUAGGUCUCUCACUAUGCUACGAGAAAUGCAAUAAACCCCGAAAUGCGCGGACGGCGCGCAUCGUCAAGGCUCGAGAACCCCAGCAAGUCGAAUCGAGAAAACGAGUCCUCCUUUUCCACGGCACAAAAUGUCCUCAGCCAGUGGCUUCCGUUCUCAAAACCGUACACACCCUAACAAAACCCGACUCCGUCCUACUGCACAAGAAGAACGAGAACAUCUACCCCUUCGAAGACACAGCCUCGAUAGAAUUUCUGGCGCAGAAAAAUGAAUGCGGCGUGGUGGUCUUUGGCACCCACUCCAAGAAGAGGCCCAACAAUAUCACGAUCGUGCGUAUAUACGAUGGAAAAGUCCUUGAUAUGGUGGAGCUCCUCCUUCUCGUGCCUGCGGACCAGCCGCCGACCGAACCGAAGAUGGAGGUUGGGGUGGGAAUGAAGCCCUUAAUCUUGUUCUCGGGCUCGCAAUGGGACGACCCUUCUUCUUCUGCACAAGCGACACUCUACCAGACCCUCAAGUCAACACUGCUCGACCUCUUCCAGGGCGAAGAAGUGCCCUCCAUUGACGUCGUAGGCUUACAAUACGUCCUGAUGAUUGCCUCGGGUGAGAGCACAAGUUCGUCCGGAGAUCUGAAUAAUCCCGCCGACAAGCCUGUGCUUCAUCUUCGUUGGUACAAGAUUCGGACCGUGAGGUCCAACAAUGCCAAAAUCCCCCGAGUGGAACUCGACCCAAUGGGCCCCAGCUUUGACUUCCGAGUCAGUCGUCACCGAGAAGCCGACUCAGCUGUGAUGGCAGAUGCGCUGAAGCAUGGACGCAGACCGAACGAGGCAAGGACCAAGAAGAACAUUGAGACUGACUUGGUCGGCGAUAAGAUUGGUCGCGUCCAUCUGGGGAAACAGGACCUUUCAACGCUGCAGACAAGAAAGAUGAAAGGCCUCAAACGAGGACGAGACAACCUUGGAGAAGACCAGGAAGGCAGGUACGAAGGUCGCUUCGACCAAGAUGAUCUUAGUGAUGACGAGGACCUGGUCGACGGUGGAAUGGAUGUGGAUGAUGAGGUCUCGGAAGGGGGGAGCAGUGGUGGUGGCAGUGGGGAUGAGAUCAGUAUUGGUGAUGAUGAUGCCGAGAUGGGAGAGGGAGAUGAUGCGGAUGACAAGCCGAAGCGGCAACGGAUUUCAUGA
Messenger RNA from Capronia epimyces CBS 606.96, 1323 nucleotides. Its product is annotated as valyl-tRNA synthetase. Gene Ontology annotation, molecular function: rRNA binding. The coding region runs from base 1 to 1323 and encodes 440 amino acids. NCBI's taxonomy places the organism in Eukaryota, Fungi, Ascomycota, Eurotiomycetes, Chaetothyriales, Herpotrichiellaceae. Gene Ontology annotation, cellular component: nucleolus. Gene Ontology annotation, biological process: ribosomal large subunit assembly; maturation of LSU-rRNA from tricistronic rRNA transcript (SSU-rRNA, 5.8S rRNA, LSU-rRNA). The transcript has 2 exons. The record is from RefSeq and is a predicted model, not a curated record.